UAUUGAUCCCGUUCGGAUAAAAAAGUGAAAGAUUUUUGUGACCAAAAUGAACUUGUAAUUGAUUAUAUUUGCGAUCAAUUAGUGCUAGUAAGACGAGUGCAACGCGUUCUAAUGAAAUUACGCGGAUAAAGCAAGUGGAAACGACUAAAACGCAAAUGAAACCAUCAACUUGGUUGGGGUGUGUGUAACGUAGCUGGAAAAAAAGUGCUGAAAGACUUCUUUUUAAUUGCAUAUUAUUAUUGCCGUCAUAAUAAUAAUAUUUAAGCAGAAAAAAGCCAGGAAGGAAACAUCCGUGAUAUACUUGUGAACUUUUUAAAGUCCUACCGAGACAGACGAAACACUUUUUUUAACCCGUCAAACAAAAAUAUUAUUUUACUUUUUUUCCUUUUGCCUUUCUUUCGGAUUCAAGAAAUCGUCUCUUUUUUCUAAUACGAAAUAUAUGAUAUAUAUAAAUGUGUUUCUAAUGCAUGGCGUAUGAAUUUUUUUCAUUUUCAUAAAUGAAUGUACCAAACAACCGGAGAAGUUCUUUAUUAUUAAAUUAAUAAAAUAAUUGUGCACCGUGAAAGCGACACAGAAUCACAGAAAAAAGUUACUUUGAGCUCCGUUCCCGAAAAAAAAAACAUUUUUUGCGUGUGAACAAAAUUUUUUACGAAAGAGCAGUGCUAAAGAAAUUUCCAAAAAAUUACAAGAUUUUUUUGUGUUUUUUAAAUGUGCAACCAAAAAAUAUAUGAUAAAAUAAAAAAUAAUUCGUAAAUGUGCUAAAAAAGAAAAAAAUCACAAAAAACCAUAAAAAAAAAAAAUUUCAUAGAGAAAUUACCAAAACUCAAAAAUAAAAGGAAGAAAAAUAAAUCACAAUAUAAAUUUAUAUAAUCACAGUAGACAACAACAACAAAGAUGAGUGGCCGCCCCAGAACAACCUCCUUCGCCGAGGGAAAAACACAACCGAAUCCCGUCAUGGGAGGCAUGAAAAUAAGCAAAAAGCGCAAAGUGAUUGUGAAGAAGGUUGUCAAGUCGCGCCGCGGCUCAAACGCUUCGGCAACAUCGACAACCAGUUCCUUUGACGAAUCUGGAUCAUCGUUCAAUGCAUCUUUCGACAAAGACUCCAUUACGAACAUGAUACCGUACUACAGCAACAAGAACAAACGGAAUGACAAUGACGACGACGUCGAAAGUCACGUAGCGACACUCGAAAAGCUCGCAAAACCAUCGGACUAUGUGCCCCCCAAAGAGCGCCCUCUAGAUUUGCACGGGCAUAACUACAUCGUGCAUCGCUUGCCGGAACGCAAAGAUGGCUCAAAAGUGACAACGGUAGUAGCGACGCCCGGCCAAGGUCCCGAUCGACCACAGGAAGUUUCAUACACAGACACAAAAAUUAUCGGCAAUGGCAGUUUUGGUGUCGUCUUCCAGGCGAAACUUUGUGAUACAGGCGAACUGGUUGCUAUAAAGAAAGUUUUACAAGACAAACGAUUUAAGAAUCGCGAGUUGCAAAUUAUGCGAAGAUUAGAACAUUGUAAUAUCGUAAAGUUAAAAUACUUCUUUUAUUCAAGCGGAGAAAAGAAAGAUGAGGUCUAUCUGAACUUAGUUCUCGAGUAUAUUCCAGAGACUGUGUAUAAAGUUGCACGCCAGUACGCAAAGAAUAAACAGACUAUACCAAUUAAUUUUAUUCGGCUUUACAUGUACCAACUAUUCAGAAGUCUUGCAUACAUUCACUCGUUGGGUAUCUGCCAUCGUGAUAUAAAACCGCAAAAUCUUUUACUUGAUCCGGACUCGGCUGUGUUAAAACUCUGCGAUUUUGGUAGCGCCAAACAACUCUUGCAUGGCGAACCGAAUGUCUCGUACAUUUGUUCACGAUAUUAUCGGGCACCUGAAUUAAUAUUUGGCGCAAUCAAUUACACAACUAAAAUCGAUGUAUGGAGUGCCGGAUGUGUGCUAGCUGAGCUGCUUUUGGGACAACCCAUUUUCCCCGGAGACUCGGGCGUCGAUCAAUUAGUCGAAAUUAUCAAAGUUUUGGGCACACCGACACGCGACCAAAUCAAGGAGAUGAACCCCAACUACACAGAAUUCAAAUUUCCACAAAUUAAGAGUCAUCCAUGGCAAAAGGUCUUUAGAGCUCGCACACCACCGGAAGCAAUCGCAUUGGUAUCCCGUUUGCUCGAGUACACGCCGGGCGCACGAAUUACCCCCUUGCAGGCGUGUGCCCAUCCGUUCUUCAACGAACUGAGGGAAGGCAACAAGACACUGCCGAAUGGGCGCGAUUUUCCACCAUUAUUCAACUUUACUGAACAAGAGUUAGCAAUACAACCAACUUUAAACAGUAGCUUAUUGCCACGCAGUCCAAAUGAGGCGCCAUCAGCUGCAGCGACAAAUCAAAUUGGAGGACAAUCGUCGUCAACUGCAAGCGGCAAUAACGGCGGCAGCUCAACCGGUGACCAAUCACAGCAACAACAACAGCCAAACAGCUCCGGCAACAAUGGCGGCUCCUCCGCUGUCGAUGCGAGCAGUGAUGCCGUUGAUGCCUCGCAACAAAACAAAGCAGACGAUACAUCAAGUUCAAAUCAGCAACAAGGACAAGGAGCAAUAUCCCAAGGUUAGCUAAACAAGUAAAUUUUUUUAGGUAAAAUUCAUAUAUAAAAAAAAGAGAAAUGAGAUAACAUUUAAUAUAAAAGAAGAAGAAAUAUAAAAAAUGGUAAACAAUAAUUAUUAGCAAACAAGAAAAAAAUGGAAAAAUUAAUAAAAAAAAAUUG
This is a messenger RNA of Culicoides brevitarsis, 2744 nucleotides long. Its product is annotated as glycogen synthase kinase-3 beta-like. Gene Ontology annotation, molecular function: protein serine/threonine kinase activity; ATP binding. The record is from RefSeq and is a predicted model, not a curated record. Gene Ontology annotation, cellular component: cytosol; nucleus; axon. The coding region runs from base 895 to 2592 and encodes 565 amino acids. Gene Ontology annotation, biological process: protein phosphorylation; signal transduction; negative regulation of canonical Wnt signaling pathway. Lineage: Eukaryota; Metazoa; Arthropoda; Insecta; Diptera; Ceratopogonidae. The transcript has 9 exons.